This is a messenger RNA of Pimephales promelas (fathead minnow), 2740 nucleotides long. NCBI's taxonomy places the organism in Eukaryota, Metazoa, Chordata, Actinopteri, Cypriniformes, Leuciscidae. The record is from RefSeq and is a predicted model, not a curated record.
AAUUAUAAAUGGUAUCACAACAUAUUUAUAAAUGGAAACAAAUCAUGGAAGUUGAGUGAUUUACACCAUUCUCUACAGAGCGCUCACCGAUCUCUAUACUAGUAUAGAUAACACAUAGAUCAGUAUUUUCACCCCUACAAACUCGUGUAUCAUCUAGAAUUUAGUUUCUCAUUAAUAAAUAUGACUUUGCUCUGUUAUUCAUGAGCUCGAAAUUCGUAAUUACAAUUUUUUAUGACUCCACAUGAAGUUGAGCAUGAAUGAGGAAGUAAGCUGCAUUACAGACACGCCUGUUUUACACACGUCACUCACACACAGAAUCAGGAAACUACUUCAACUCCUCAGUUCAGAGAAACAGAAACUGAAGUGUUGUUGAGCUGUUGUGUGUUUGUGUCUCUCUGUAUUCACGCUGUAAAAUGGCUGAAGCCAGAUUUUCUCAGGAUGAGUUCACGUGUCCAGUGUGUCUGGAUCUCCUGAAGGAUCCAGUGGCCAUUCCCUGCGGACACAAUUACUGUAAGAUCUGUAUUUCUGGCUGCUGGGAUCAGGAGGAUGAGAAGAGAGUCUACAGCUGCCCUCAGUGCAGACAAACCUUCAGUCCAAGACCUGCUUUAGCUAAAAACACCAUGCUAGCUGAAGUGGUGGAGAAACUGAAGAAGACUAAACUUCCUGCGGACUGUUACGCUGGAGCUGGAGACGUGGAGUGUGACGUCUGUACUGGAAGAAAACACAAAGCCGUCAAGUCCUGUCUGGUGUGUCAGGAGUCUUACUGCCAAACUCAUUUUGACCGUCAUGAGGAAUAUCACUCUCGUAAACCACACAAAGUGGUUGAUGCCACUGGACGACUGCAGGACAUGAUCUGCCGCAAACAUGAUAAAGAGCUAGAAAUAUUCUGUAUCACUGAUCAAGAAUUACUCUGUGUGUGGUGUAAGGAGUAUGAACAUAAAAACCACAACACUGAAUCAACUGCAGCGCAGAGGACAGAGAAACAGAAACAGCUGAAGGAGACGCAGAUGAAGAUCCGUCAGAGAAUCCAGCAGAGACAGAAAGAUCUUCAUCAGCUGAGAGAGGAUGUGGAGUCUCAUAAGCGCUUUGCACACACAGCAGUGGAGGACAGUGAGAAGAUCUUCACUGAGAUCAUCCGCUCCAUUGAGAGAAGACGCUCUGAGGCGACACAGCGGAUCAGAGAUCAGGAAAAGACUGCAGUGAGUCGAGCUGAAGAACGACUGGAGCGACUGGAGCAGGAGAUCAAUGAUCUGAAGAAGAGAGACGCUGAGCUGGAGCAGCUUUCACACACACAAGAUCACAUUCAGUUCCUGCAGAGUUUCCAGUCUCUCUCAGCUCCUCCUGAAUCUACAGACGAACUCGACGUUUCCUUCGGUUCUCUCUCCUCUUUUGAUGGCGUGAGAGAAUCUGUCCGUCAGCUGAGAGACAAACUGGAGGAUUUCUGGAAAGAGGAGAUCAAGAAGAUCUCAGACGGAGUCACAUUCACCAACAUGAAUCCCAAGACCAGGAACGACUUCCUACAAUAUUCUCAUCAGCUCUCUCUGGAUCUGAACACAGUGAAUAAAUACAUCAGUCUGUCUGAGAAGAACAGAGUAAUUACUUACACUUUCCCAGAACUUCAGUCGUAUCCUGAUCAUCCAGACAGAUUUGAUCGGUGGCGUCAGGUGUUGUGUAGAGAGAGUGUGUGUGGACGCUGUUACUGGGAGAUUGAGUGGAGUGGGGAUGGUGUGUUUAUAUCAGUGUCAUAUAAGAUCAUCAGCAGGAAGGGAUUGGGUGAUGAGUGUGUGUUUGGACGUAAUGAUCAGUCCUGGAGUUUGUUCUGCUCUUCCUCCAAAAACUCAUUCAGGCACAAUAACAUAGAGACUGUUCUCCCUGUAAAGUCCAUCAGCAGAAGAGUAGGAGUGUAUGUGGAUCACAGUGCAGGAACUCUGUCCUUCUACAGUGUCUCUGACACAAUGAGCCUCAUCCACACAGUCCAGACCACAUUCACUCAGCCGCUCUAUCCUGGGUUUAAUGUUUGGUCUGGAUCAUCAGUGAAACUGUGUUGAUGUUUCAGAAUAGACUGAGAGAUUUUACCCAUAAUACUUUGAGCCGCAUGAUAAAUCAGUAACAGUGAGAUGUUUCAGAGUCUCUUAUUUUCUCUUACAUUUUCACAUGAUUUUUGUAAACCUCAAGUUGUGAGUAAACAAGAUACAACAAUGUUAGAAUUGCAUCAUCUACUAUCUUAUUGGACUAAUAAGUGAAUUGAAAAGGAUUGAAUAAUUGUGGAGAAUCAUUACACACCUUUAUCAAGCCUUUCAAAGCAUUUACACACCAGAGAUGUUAGUGAGAUUGGUAGUUAGUCAUCAAGAUCAUGUGUUUGUUGAUCUCAGGAACAGAAUGAUGUAAAAUUGUGUUAGACCAGAGGCUUUCAAACCGGGAGUGACAUGAUCUGUGGGAAAGUCUUUAAAAAAAACACUCAAAUGAUAAUUUGCCAUAUCCAAUCCACCUAACCUGCAAACAUUUAGAGAUUAUAUGACUUAUUUAUAAAUGGUAUCACAACAUAUUUAUAAAUGGAAACAAAUCGUGUAAGUUGAGUGAUUUACACCAUUCUCUACAGAGCGCUCACUGAUCUCUAUACUAGUAUAGAUAACACAUAGAUCAGUAUUUUCACCCCUACAAACUCGUGUAUCAUCUAGAAUUUAGUUUCUCAUUAAUAAAUAUGACUUUGCUCUGUUAUUCAUGAGCUCGAAAUUCGUAA